AUGGAGGCCUUCUUGUCCAAGGUCACCCAGCAGGCGAUGAACUAUGCCAUCCGCUCAGGGAUCACAAUCACAGCCAGUUAUGUCAUCCGGCAGUCAUCGCGAUUACUCAAGGUCAUAUCUCCUGCGAUUGACAUGAUAGAGUUGAUAUAUGACAUCCAGUCCCUGGCACGGCGGUUGGACAAGGCAGCUACCACGGAAGAGCUAGCCAGAAAAGGCGCCAUCUCAGCCAAAGCCCGAGCGCAAAAUGAUGAAGAAAUCAAACGCAUUAUUCAGGACAUCAAGAAUGUUCUGGAUCGAAUCGAGGAUGCUGUCCCGCUAAUGAACUUAGCAAUUACAACGUCAGGAGCAAGUCUGUCAACUAGCUUACCGUCAACUGUCUCACCCUCGCGUUUGCUACAGGCUAGCACCUUUCUAACUGCAUGCGAUACCCAGUAUUCCAUAACACCAUCCAGGGCUGUACAAGUUGGCCCGACAUUUACUUUGUCGAUGUACAUGCUCUUUACGAGUCACAUGCGGCCACACGACGAGGAGAGCAUCCGAGAGACAACUUGGAAAGAGGUGAUGCACAAGGCACGAGUCAAAUUGAGACGGGUACCAAUGGACGUCUUCUUCGGUCCAGAACAAGGGAAGAGAAAGCGAUCCCGUCUCCCCGCAGAGGCCAGAGCAGACGAGUUUGCAUACCAAAUUCUGAUCGUCGAAGACUUGGAUGAUGGCCGCGUGCAUACGUUCGACGAGAAAGGACCACAACCGGAAAGUUACGAGGGUGUGAGUCUCGCUGGUAUGCGGGAGAUUAUUCCUGUUCACCAGGUAUCGAAAAUCUUUUAUGCUGAUACCGGGAAAAUGCUCAACAUCGGCAGUGAGGCCGAGACGAACAGUCCGGUGUUGCUACUGAAACGCGACGUCAACGCAAUCCCGCCACGGCGCAUGGUAGAGAGAGAUGAAACAGAGUAUGAAGACUUUGAGCGAGACUCUGCAGAGGAAGAGGAGGAGGAGGAAGAAGAAGAUGACCUGCAAUCCCAACUCGACGCACAGCUGAAUGGGGACGUCAGUCUUUCCAACGAGCGCAGCUAUUAUGAGUCGUUGUCUGAGCGCCAGAUACCAGAAGCUUGGAGACUGCCCCCAGGCCUAGACCCGGAGUGGCUGGCAUUCGAGGUCUAUCAAGAAGAGGACGAGGAUGAGUCUGAAUCAGAGACGGAACCGCCGUCCCCACCACGGCAGGCCUCUCGUGAAAGCUCGGUCGAUCCGCAACUGAUAGCAAACCUAAGCAUCGACUCGAACGCAACACCGUCGAAAUCAUCACCGUCUCGGCGGGAUAAUCAAGUGUCUAUGGCGUCUGCAUCCGGGCCACAGGAUCUCACAUCGACCGUCUCGAAUCCUCUCUUCAGUAACAUCCGCACAUCUCUCUCGCUCCUCGAAAUGCUCCUCCGUCUUACGUCCCUGCAGCAGUUCCAGCAGCAGUCCCACCUGUCUAUCACAGACGAGCUGCUGAACUUCUUCCUCGAAGAGUCAUCCAGCACCGGCGCGGGCGGCGACGAGCAGCACCGUCAACGGCUCCGGGCCGAAGCCAGACGGAAAGUCGGGUGGGAUCCGUACGACGAGAGCCCACUGAAACCGCGCGGGGAGGAUUAUCAAUACCGGCACGGCGAGGACUGGAUUCGCGAGAGCACGCCGGACCGGUAUUACUAUGCUGGGGGAGACGGAUACACGCCGCUCCCACCAGAAGGACGACUUCCACCUGGAGAAGGGUACCAGAUCCGGUCACGAGAACAAACGCCGGAAUCUCCAGGGUUACCACGCGGAAAGCUUUCCUCACCUGGAGGGGGAGCGAGCAGACGCCCACCACCACCAGGAGCAGGAGCAGCAGCAGGUCGAAGAUAUCAUCCAGGACCCUCAUUUAGCAACGCAGAAGCCGCAAUACGCAGGGGAUCACCGCUGUCACGACGGCCGACAACCGCGGAGACGGACGAAGGACUCGGCACGAGUCCGGGCUCAUUACACACUGCAGCCAACACUACAGCCAAUACACCGGAGCACGCUGAAAAAUCGGCUGAUUCAGCAGCGGUGGACAGCAAGGCGGAGACAAACAAAUAA
Molecule: messenger RNA, 2091 nt
Organism: Rasamsonia emersonii CBS 393.64
Lineage: Eukaryota; Fungi; Ascomycota; Eurotiomycetes; Eurotiales; Trichocomaceae
Product: RanGTP-binding protein
Exons: 5
Coding region: 1-2091 (696 amino acids)
Cellular component (GO): nucleus; cytoplasm
Molecular function (GO): GTPase regulator activity
Source: RefSeq, a predicted model, not a curated record